Messenger RNA from Oppiella nova, 1401 nucleotides. Lineage: Eukaryota; Metazoa; Arthropoda; Arachnida; Sarcoptiformes; Oppiidae. The record is from the annotation of a GenBank genome assembly.
AUGAAUUCAAUCAAAUAUAACUUUACUGCAAGGUCGAGUUCAGGAAUGGGUGCGGGAACUGCCGUUCAUUUUGCUAAAUUGGGUGCAAAAGUAGUGGUGAACGGAAGGGAUGCGAAAAGAGUGGCCGCUGUGGCACACGAGUGCCGACAAGUGGCUAAAACUUCUGCAAAUGUGUUGGCAGUUGUGACUGAUCUUCAGGACGAUAAACACGUUAAAGAUUUGGUACUGAAAACUAUCGACACAUUUGGCAAAAUUGAUAUACUUGUCAACUGCGCCGGUAUUGUGGGUCGGAGUGGUGUAAUGGACCCGGAAUACCAGCAAUUGUUUGACCGAAUAGUUCGCGUGAAUCUACGGAGUGUUGUGUCACUCAUAUCACUGGUUGUGCCAUAUCUGGAGGCCAGCAAAGGGUGUAUUGUCAACGUAUCCAGUAUUUCAGCACAAACUCCGUGGAGAAGAUCGUGGACAGCAUAUGGCUUAACCAAAUGUGCCCUGGAUAAUUUGACCAAAUGCAUGGCCAUGGAGUUGGGACCAAAAGGCAUUCGUGUCAACUCUAUUCUACCGGGUAUUAUCUUAACCCCAAUGAUCGGUGAAUCAUCGUUUAGUGAUGAACAGGCUAUAAUGUAUUGCGAGUCUAUGUACCCAUUGAGAAGACCUGGCCAUGUCGAGGACAUUGUAAAGGUUAUAGACUUUUUGGCGUCAGAUAACUCCAGUUUUAUAACCGGUAUAUCAAUACCCAUCGAUGGUGGAUCCAUCGUUGGUCCCAGAGUGGCACUCAUUACUGGCUCGAGUGCAGGUGUGGGCAAGAAAUUUGCCCUCUCUUUGGCCAAAGUAGGCUUCAAAUUGGUUAUCACCGGAAGAGAUGAGAAGAAAAUCAAAGAAGUGGCUGAAGAGUGCCGUCAAUUGUCUAAAGAGAAAGUACUUGAAAUCAAAGCGGAUCUUCUGAAUGAUACAGAAGUAGAGAAACUGAUCCAAAAGACGAUUGAAGAGUUUGGACGUCUGGAUGUGUUGGCCAAUUGCGUCCAGAUAACAGUCCCCUGUUCUAUAAGCGAUGCCAAUAUUAUGGAUACUUUUGAACGGGUCUUCAAUACAAACGUGCGCUCACUUGUGGUCAUAACACGACUGGCUAUCCCACACCUACUGUCCACUAAAGGUGCGGUCCUUACGCUGACUUCGGACUCUGGAUUACUGCCCUAUGAAUCUGAAUUCCCAUUUUGUGUGUCUGAAUCUGCGGUCGACUAUUUCACUAAAGGGUUGGCAUCUGAUAUGAAACGGCAAGGAAUUACUGUUCUCUCGCUUAAUUCAUCACUGGUUAUGAGCUCCGAGUUUGAAAGAAAUCCGUGGUUUAGUACAGCUCUUUGUUCACGACUAUAAAGAUUAAUAAUAAAAUCUUUCACAUGAAAA